Messenger RNA from Chrysochloris asiatica (Cape golden mole), 1323 nucleotides. Its product is annotated as cytochrome P450 2J2-like. Gene Ontology annotation, molecular function: oxidoreductase activity, acting on paired donors, with incorporation or reduction of molecular oxygen, reduced flavin or flavoprotein as one donor, and incorporation of one atom of oxygen; heme binding; iron ion binding. The coding region runs from base 1 to 1323 and encodes 440 amino acids. Gene Ontology annotation, cellular component: cytoplasm; intracellular membrane-bounded organelle. The transcript is spliced from 9 exons. The record is from RefSeq and is a predicted model, not a curated record. Lineage: Eukaryota; Metazoa; Chordata; Mammalia; Afrosoricida; Chrysochloridae. Gene Ontology annotation, biological process: arachidonate metabolic process; xenobiotic metabolic process.
AUGUAUGAGGUGUGGCUGGCCAAGGCUCAUGGCAGUGUGUUCACUGUGUGGGUGGGCCCAACACCUGUGGUGGUGCUGAGUGGCUUCCAGGCGGUGAAGGCAGCUCUGGUCUCCAACUCGGAGCAGUUCUCUGGCCGGCCCCUCACCCCUCUCUUCCGGGACCUGUUUGGAGAAAGAGGAAUCAUCUGCAGCAAUGGACACAUGUGGCGGCAGCAGAGACGCUUCUGCCUGGCAACGCUUCGAGGGCUGGGCCUGGGCAAACUGGCGCUGGAUCUGCGGCUGCAGGAAGAAGCAGCAGAGCUGGCCAAGGCCUUCAGCCAGGAACAGGGUAGACCCUUCGACCCUCAGGUGCUCAUAGUCAGGGCCACGGCCAGAGUCAUCGGGGCCCUCGUGUUUGGCCGCCACUACCCCUCGGAGGAUCCCCUGUUUCAAGAACUGACUCAAGCCAUCAACUUUGGCCUGGCCUUUGUCAGCACCAUUUGGCGCCGGCUGUACGACAUAUUCCCCUGGGCCCUCCGCCACCUGCCGGGACCCCACCAGGAGAUAUUUAGGUACCGGGAAGCUGUACGGGACUUCAUCCACCAGGAGAUCAGCAGGCACAAGCUCAGGGCACCUGAGGUCCCCAAGGACUUCAUCAGCUGCUACCUGGCCCAGAUCUCUAAGGCCAAGGAUGACCCUGUGUCCACAUUCAAUGAGGAGAACCUGACCCAGGUGGUGAUUGACCUGUUUCUGGGGGGCACAGAUACCACAGCCACCACCCUGCGCUGGGCGCUCCUCUACAUGGUCCAGCACCAAGCCAUCCAGGAGCGGGUGCAUCAGGAGCUAGAUACAGUAUUGAGCGCCACCCAGGCUGUCUGCUACGAAGACCGUGAGCAUCUGCCCUACACCCGUGCCGUCAUCCAAGAGGUGCAACGCCUCAGCAGUGUCGUGGCCGUAGGUGCCGUGCGCCAGUGUGUGACCUCCACUUGUGUGUGUGGUCACCCUGUGCCCAAGGGCACCAUCAUCUUGCCCAACCUGGCCUCUGUGCUCUAUGACCCCAAGUGUUGGGAGACUCCCCGACAAUUCAACCCCAGCCACUUCCUAGACAAGGAUGGAAACUUCAUGGUCAAUGAGGCCUUCCUGCCAUUCUCUGCAGGUCACCGGAUGUGCCCUGGGGACCAGCUGGCCCGGAUGGAGCUCUUCCUAAUGUUUGCUACCCUGCUCAGGGCCUUUGAAUUCCAAAUGCCAGAAGGGAGCCCCGGGCUCAGUCUGGAGUAUGUCUUUGGGGGUACUCUGCAGCCCCAGCCCCAGAAGAUCUGUGCAGUGCCCCGGUCCCAACUGUAG